AUGGACAUCUUCCGAAGAUUGACGAACCCUACUCUCAAGAAGCUGUACAGAUUUGUGCUCAAGCGGCUGGUAGGCCGAUUCCUUGACGAUGACAUCGCCCUGGAGCAACUCGAUGUACAGCUCGGAGCUGGCCGGGUUGAGCUCACGGACCUGAAGAUUAACGUGGUCGCUCUGCAAGAACUUCUGCCGCCGGGCCUGUCGUUUCGCCUAGCAAAUGCUCAUGUCGGGACGUUACGAAUAGAGAUCUCGUACAGCAAGCUGCUCACGGAAAGCCUGGCCAUCUUCCUGGACGAUGUCCAGAUUGAGGUAUCACCUCCUCUCUCGGAGGCAAUCACGGCAAGCCCCCCGGGUGCUAGCGUCGAUGCUGAAGCGCAAGAGUCUGGACAAGCAAACGCUGCGGCAACAAAGGCUCGGCGAGAGGGUUUAGCGGCAGGGGCAGCACGGCCGGGAACGGAUGCAACGCAGAGUCCGCUAGCCGACCAGGAUCAAUUUGGCUUCGGCGAGUCGGGCGAGCGCUUGGACUUUCUGGCCAAGUGGAUCGAGCAGAUCACGUCCAAGGUCAAGGUUGUUGUGAGCGACCUGACUGUGAGAAUCACGGCAGAAGCCCAGGCGGAACGUGGUCAUACGGGACAGCCCAGCAGCGGCGGAGGUAGAAACAGCACGCCGUGUUUGAAGUUGCGAUGUAGCUCGCUCAAGUGGUGCGACGAGACACCCGAGGUGUCGUCGUUUAUUGCCGACCAGAGCGCAUCUACAGGAGUUAACCGGGCCGAAGGGCCUGGCAAAUUGAACGGUGGAACAGCAGCUGUUGUGCACAAACGCUUGACUCUUGGUCAGGUGGUUGCCGAGUUUCAGAGCGGUCAACGAGGACAGAAGCUUGAAGUGGUCAGGAUUGGUGGUACGGGAUGCGUCUUGAUCAAGCAGGGCAGAAAGCCGCAGCUAGGAUCAGCGCCGGCAGACGUGGUGUUGGACGUGGAUGUCUCACUACGUCACGCAGACAUCACACUGGGCAUGGACGAGUGCACAGAAGUGUUGGACACUGCCGUUGCAACUAAGCCGGUCAAGCCUCUUUUCCGCGAAGAUUUCUGGUACUUCGAGGGCGACAACGACAAUGGUUCAGGAGAGCUGAACUUCGACACCCUCUCGGGCCUGCUCGAGCAGUAUGCAGAGGCACGUGCUCGGCUGACGGAGGCUGAAGGCUACGGCCAGGGAGUCUUCGGUGCGGGCUCAUACUUGUCGUUGGGGCAAAGCGACGUUUUUUACGACUGCGAGGAAGGAAGCGACGACGGCAACGGGGGAGGAGGGGCGCGAGCAGACCGGCACGGUUCGAUGAAGUUCCGUAUGCGCAUGACUGGCCUCGACAUCACGCUGCUGCUCCCCCAAGAGUCGACGGGCCCUCUGGGGGGGAGUACUGCCAGCGCAAGCACAAGCGCGCGCUACGUGCGCCUCCAGUUGAGGCGAUUGAGCCAGACGCUGCAUUGCGCUGGGAGUUGGAUGCAUUCAGUGUCCGAGGUUGGCACCUACCUCACCGACUGGAAAGACGGGAAUGACUCGUGCGUGCGGGUGGUGGAAGUCUUGGGCGCAGCUGAUUCGUCCCCUUCUGUGCAGAUAAGUUGCACCAUGGGAGAAGGAGGCGAACCACUAGGAGAGAAGAAUGGAGCCGAUAGCGAGGAUGUUGCCCUCGAAGUCCGUUGCCUGGAGGUGGCUGCGGUCCUGGACCCACGACUUGUGAGCUGUCUUAGCCUUUUCCUGGUGCAGGUCGAACUACGGGCAGAGCGGGCCGACGACACCAAUGGAGGUGGCGGGAAUGGUCAGGGCGUGGGUGUGCCGUCGAGUGGUAGCACUCGCGACCCGCGCGUUGUAGUGGCUGUGGCGGUGCCUAAGCUGACGGUUCGGGUCCCGGCAGACCCGAGCACUUGCUCAUCAGACGCACACGCUGCUCUGAUAAGAAGCGUUCAGAAAGGUUCCAGCCCCGUUGGGUGGGCCCCGCGGGAAGAGGUCCCCGGGGACGCGGCACCGAUGCUUGUGGUGGAGGUUGAAGGCGUCGAGGUUCGACUUGCCUUUGGUGCAUCAAGAACGCAACAAACCGUGCUAGAAUGCACCCGGGUGGCGUGCCAAAUGAUCCUGGUCUGCGACGAUGGUUCAAGACAUGGUGGAGGUGGGGGGGGGCUGAUGAAGCUCUAUUUCCUCGAGGCAUUCCGUUCCGCGGCUGAAACCACCUUGAGGGUGGAUUAUGGCCUUGCGAAAGACAUAAGGAAGGCAGGGCAGCUGGAUCUGGCGCGGCCUGGCGACGCGGGCCUUAAUUUCCUGCAUACGUGGGAGCCAAAUGAUGGCGUGGAGAGCGGCUUGGACGACCACCCCCCCUCCGGACGCUUUAGUGAGGGACUGCAGGAUGGCGAUUGCCACGCCCCCGAGGGGGGUGAGUCCCCGACGCGCAUCUUGCUUUGCGUUCUACCCCGUCUGGCGGUGGAGUUGUCGCGGUUGGAAGUGGUCGUUCUGGCCGACAUUUUGGGUGGGUUCGCCCCUCGCUCGGAAGGAGCGGCCGGCGCGAGUCCUGUGGAGGAUGUGGGCGCAGCACCCGUCCAUUCCCUGGAGGUUGUGGUGGAGGCGCGUGGCGCGACGGUUGUGUUGCACGAGGCAGCGGCAUUCGCAGAGGAUCCUGGCCCGCAUUCGUUCGUCCUAAGUCUUGGGGACGCGUGCCUGCGCACGGGCGGCGGCAGCGAGAAGUCGAUCGACGGGAGCCCUGCUCCGCUCGUGACGGUGUUGGCUGGAGACGUGUGUGUGCAUGAAAAUUUGCGCUGCUCCCCUGGGGAUCGUUCUAGCAUGUCCGGGGAAGGACGGCUAAAUGGGCCGCUGCUUUUCCUGCCUGGCAGAGACGAGUCAGCCUACCCAAUGGUGGAAGACCUGCCUACACUUGGAUUUGUUCCUGUCCUGUACCAGACGAAGUGGGUCAAAGGGACUUCUCCUAUCGCUGCCGAGCUUGUGCUAGGAGUAAGCGAGUCAGGGGCAGCGUUCAAAACUAUUACAGCAACGCUGAACCUGUAUGAUGUUUCCUUGAGGCAUACGGUGGCCUCCAGCUGGCUGCCUCGCCUCUUGGGCUUGGUGGUCGGGGAUGUGCCAGCGGGGCGAGCGGUUUCUUCGAACUGCUGCAAAGCAGGCGCUGGCGUCGGCGCGAAUGAGAUCGGGGAAGCCGGUGGCGGGAGCUUGACGAAGAUGUUCAUCACGGUGUUCAAUGGUGUGGUUGACUACAUGCCGCAGUCACAAGGUCCUGGAUGUAAGCGCAUGCCGGCCUGUACUCCUGGAGUAGCUUCAGGAGCUCCAACAACCGGGACCUUGCCGCCAACGGAAGGGCGAGCGGUUUUUCCCAUAGGCGUUCUGAGAGUAUCGAGCAACAUGGUGGCGGGCGCACCAAUGCAGGGCUUCAAAGUGGUCAUCCGAGAUAUCGGCCUGCAUAUGUCGAACCGCGUCACGGACUACAGCAAGGAGGAUGCUGGGCUAUGCCGGGGAGCGCUAGAAGCGCAGAGAGGACCAGUCGUGUCCCCGAUGAAGACCGAAUUCUCCUCUGUGCAGGAAUUUCUGGAGUCAUCGCAGUUUGUGCAAAUCGCUACGCUCAAUUUUCUGGAUGCAUUCUUGCGGACCCGUUCGCAUGUGGUGGCGCCUUCAGACGCGUUCACGGCCGUUGAGCUCUGGAUGGGAAUCGUGCACGUGUAUACGUGCCACGAUUCGCUCAGUACCUGCCAGGCAUUGUUGGGAGAGUGGUGGGCGUUGGUAAGCGAAGUCCGCCCAGCGGCCGUGGUGCCAGCGGAUGUUGGCAACACCAACUCACCCGCCCCCAAGCGUCAAGCGGGGCGAGUAUCUCAUGGCGAGGCCAAGCAGAGCGCCCCCAAAUCUUUGCUGGAUGGUGUGGAACAAGACGCCUUCCUGCCUGGGAGCAGCAGAGGAUCUUCCGGGGUUGCACAAGGCAAGCCCCCCCCUGGUUUGAUGGACAGCCCUCGGUAUCCAGGCCAACCUCGCAAGCAGUCUCUCGUGAUCGAGGACUUCUAUUGCGUGUCUGUCGAACCCCCCCCCCCCCAGACGGGAACCUCGGCUCUCCAGGUAGAUGCGCUCGACAAUGAUUCUCUCAACUCUCCUCCACCACCUGGCCAAGGCUCAUCUUUCCUUUCGGAGGGCGAGGGACCAGCUCAGUGGCUGGCCGCUCCUAAGAUCGACCAAGAUCAUGGCGAAGGCCUUUCCAUGGAGAUGGCUGAUGACACUUCCGACUCCGAGGGUGAAGGGGAAGGUGAAGCAAAAGCGGUGGAAUCUGGUCCGCUCCAACCAGUUACACGGCGAAGCACCUUCGGGUUCAGCUUGCCUGCACCGAUUGAGAUUGAGUUGGAGGAUCGGCACGACGCUGGAAUCUCAGAGGAGAAAGAGUCAGUGAAUCUGGAAGAGCAGGGAGUAGUAAGGCCGGCUUCUUUUUCGCCCGAACGGGGAGACUUAAGGUCAGAGCGGGCUGAUUACUCGAGUCAGGAGGAAGACGAUGGGGCCCUUUCUCCUCGAGAAUGUGCCGAAGAUGAACAGGAGCUUGGCGCGCUGGAUAUGCCGGUGAACAUGCCCCCGGUGCCAGAGAUGUUACCUCGCCAAAGCUCUUUACCGCUCGGGGAGCAGGAAACGUCUCCCACGCAGGCCGAACGCGGUUCAGCUGGUAGCGUGCCGGAGGUUGUUUAUGGCGAACCAGCAGUGGAGAUCAGCGCUCCCAUCAGGACGGGGCCUGUGCAAGGCGAGCAGGAGGCCCGGUGGCUAGGCCGGGAUCGAGAAAGUGAGAGCAGCGGGGUAGCAGGCGAUGGAACAAGCUCUUCCUCCCACCAAGCCGAAGACUUUCGCGUCUACCCACACUACGUUCCUAUCCCCACCACGGCGGAAGCGACGUCCUUGCCGUUCUUGUCGGGUGACCCGCUACUGGCAUUGGGGCACGGGCUCGAGAAACAUGCCGACGGAGAAGCCGACACAGAAGGGUCUGAGCGGAUAGACCAAAAGCUGCAAUUUCAACUUGCGAUUCACGACCUGUCCAUUUGCUGGCGACUCUUCAAGGGGAGAGACUGGGUAGAGAGGAGUGCGAGCGAAGACGAUCGGACUCCGCACGCAGGAAGCAGCGUGGGUCGGCGCCACCAGAGAAUAUCGACCAGAAAGAUGGGCGACCCGGCUAAGGGAAAAGGCCGCCGCCGCGAACACGCGAACGACGGCGCCGACACGUCCUCGACGGCAGGCGGAGGGACGAAGCCCCGAAAAGCGGAAUUGCUUGACGCUCUGCUCGAGAACUAUCAGGAUGACAAAGGAGGGCGUGGCGAGGCCCAGGCAGGGCGUCGUGCGUCACGCCAGCCGAAGGUCAAGCUCUUGAAACUCCCCCGAGAGUCCGGAGGAUCAAGCCGAUCUGGAAGGCGCACAGGACGGGACACUUCUUGCAUGGUCGAGGUUGUUCUCGAGAAUUCCAGUCUCCGAUUGGACAACUUCCACCCCGGGCCUCCAACGAGCCUGCUGUCGAACCUUCUCUUCAGCGUUAAGGACCUGCACGCGUCGGACACGCUUACCAGUAGCCGCCCGCGCAAGGCCCUGCAUCACUGGAGAGACGACCGCCGCCACCCACGAGAGUUCCAGCACAAGAUGGUGACCGUUCGUAUGACGACACGGAGUCCGUCAGACCACUUUUGCCCAGAAGAUGCUCCUCUGGGAGACGAGGUCAUGCUGAAGGUCCGAUUGUUGCCGAUACAUCUUUCGUUCGGACAGCACACGGUGGACUUCUUUCGCUCUUUUUCCCCCGAAGUGCAAUCAUCUCCGACUGCACACGAGAAACAGGCGGCGGGGGAGGACCCUACGGCUGCGGCCGAAAUGGGAGCUGGGCCGCUCUUCAUAUCGUGCUGCGAUGUUGGCUCUUUCAAGGUCAAAAUUGACUACCAACCACGCACGAUCAAGGUGGCGGCUCUGCAGAACGGAGACUACAUGGAGCUACUGAACUUGUUUCCUCUCGAGGGAGUGCAUCUGACGCUCCAAAAGGUCGUCCUCACCGGCGUUUCGGGAUGGAAUGGUGUCACGCAACUCCUUCUUCAGUCGUGGGUGCAAGACAUCACCACCAACCAACUGCACAAGUUCCUUGCCGGGACUACGGCCGUCCGCCCGCUGGUUACCAUGGGCAAGGGUGUGGCCGACCUCGUACUUCUGCCCGUGCAGCAGUAUCGGCGCGACGGGCGAGUGUUACGGGGCUUGCGGAAGGGCACCCAGUCUUUCCUUCGAGCGAUCACGAUCGAAACUCUGCACACCUCGCACCGCGUGGCGAGCUUUGUCAGCCGUACCCUGGACGAUAUCGUCGCCCAGCCGGGCGCUCAGGCGUCGCUGCGAGGCCUGGAGUACUACGAUGAACAGCCGACCGGGGUUAUUGAUAGCCUCGAGCACGCGUACGAUACGCUUGCGAAGGAGGUGCAGGUCGCAGCACAGACCAUCAUCGCCAUUCCUUACGAGGAUCAAGAGGAGGUGGUAGGGCCGCAUGGGAGGUCGUACGUGCGCUCCGUUGCGCGAGCGCUUCCAGUUGCGGUAUUACGACCAGUUGUUGGUGCGAGCGAGGCGGUGUCUUGCACCUUGCUGGGAUUCCGGAACUAUAUGGCACCCGUUAUGCGGAAAGAGGAAGAGAUGAGGUGGUCAUAGGUAGUAUAGAGCAAAGGGCAAAGCUGUCGGCGAGAUCGGUGCACACGGGCGGUCGGUCUGUAUUUCCUCGGCCCGGUGCUGCGGUAGCUGUCGUUUGUGGAAGUCGAGCGUUGUCAGUACCCUUUCCUAGAUAUAGAUACAGAAGGCCCCCGAUUGCUCUCUGUCAUUUGGGCCAAUCGGACGGGGUGGAGGGAGCUCACGUAGCAGCAGUCCAGGCUCGUGCGUUGUAGAAAGUUUUUCGGUGUAUGUAACGUCAUCAGCGUGGCACGCGUGUAGGAAGGACCAUGUAGUAUAUUAGGGUCUGUUGAGUUCGUUCGUGU
This is a messenger RNA of Ectocarpus siliculosus, 6992 nucleotides long. NCBI's taxonomy places the organism in Eukaryota, Phaeophyceae, Ectocarpales, Ectocarpaceae. The record is from the annotation of a GenBank genome assembly.